AUGGCUUGCGGUGGCUCCUGUAUAAAGCUGCUCUUCUUCAUUGUCAACUUCUUCAUCUGCAUUUUUGGUGCAUUGAUUUGUGGUUUCUCGUUGUGGGCCAAUUUGGACAAAGACUUCGGAAGUCACUUAGCUGACUUCGUUCGUCAAGUUGAUGGAAUUGAUGUGAAAUUGGUUAAUGAAAUUGCCGAGUAUCAAGCCUCUCUCUGGAUCCUCGUCGCCGUCGGAGCCCUCUUGUUCAUUGUUGGAUUCUUCGGAUGUUGUGGAGCAGGAUGUGAAAGCCCAGUUUUACUUGGAUUGUUCAUCUUCAUUAUUGUCAUACUCACCGCCAUUGAGCUUGGAGCUACCGUAUUCGCUAUGACGAACAGAGAAGAGUUUGUGUCAUCUAUUCAACAGGUUCUCGAAAAGUCGUCGGCUACUCCAGAUCUCCGUAAGAACAUCAAGCCAAUCCAAAACGUGCUUCAGUGCUGUGGAGCUACUGCUCAGACUCAAAACUUGUACAUUGAUGAUGGAUUAUGUGGACCGAAACCGAUUGCGCAUCCAGACAACUGCUUCGACCGAAUCUCACAUAUGGUUCAAUCUUGGGGAGAGUCAAUCGUCGUCGUCGCCUUCUUGCUAUUAGCCAUCGAACUCUUCGCUAUCCUAUUCUCAUGCAUAUUGUGUAGAUCAUCCCAAGAUAUUCGUUAUACUCCCUACUACUCUUAA
Caenorhabditis remanei is the source of this 702-nucleotide messenger RNA. RefSeq lists its product as uncharacterized. The record is from RefSeq and is a predicted model, not a curated record. NCBI's taxonomy places the organism in Eukaryota, Metazoa, Nematoda, Chromadorea, Rhabditida, Rhabditidae. Bases 1 to 702 code for a protein of 233 amino acids. Gene Ontology annotation, cellular component: membrane. The transcript is spliced from 5 exons.